Molecule: messenger RNA, 2076 nt
Organism: Cutaneotrichosporon oleaginosum
Lineage: Eukaryota; Fungi; Basidiomycota; Tremellomycetes; Trichosporonales; Trichosporonaceae
Biological process (GO): proteasome-mediated ubiquitin-dependent protein catabolic process; regulation of proteolysis
Cellular component (GO): cytoplasm
Molecular function (GO): ubiquitin protein ligase binding
Source: RefSeq, a predicted model, not a curated record
UUUGAGCCAUUCUGGAGCCAGCAGCUGGCAGUACAGUAUAACAGGGCGGAUACCGGCGCGAGAUGUGAUGGGAUGGGUGGUGCAGUGCGCACGGCAUGAGUUGGUUCAACUUGGAUCCUCCCAUCAACCACCACGACAUCUCCUUCCUACCUCCCCCAGACACGCUUGCUUUGACCAUGGCAGCGACAGGCGCCGCAGCCGCCAUCAUGGCUAGUACGUCUCGCGAUCCGGCAGAUGCGCCCGAGUUCAACGAAACGACCACCGUCAGCCUCGAGUGGAAGCUCACGGGUCUGCGGUCCAUGUACGAGUCCAGUAAAGGCGACAUGAAGAGUAAAUGCAUCAAGAGUGCCAUCUUCGGCGACCCCGACAACCUGUGGGAGGUGCUGUUCUACCCAAACGCCGGAGUCAAGGACAAGGACAGCGACCAGUACUUCUCCAGCCUCUACUUGUGGUGUGUGCCGACGCAGCAGGAGCGUGAAGAGGCCAUCUCGGGCAAGUGGGUGCGCAAAGGCUUGUGGUGGUUCCGGUUCGAGGUGCGCGCGAUGAACGACGCGAACAAGUCGAUCGUCCUCGGCGCCCCCAAAGAUGCGAGCAACCACACCUUCGCAGCCGAGACCGCGACCAACUGGGGCUGGCAGAAGUUUGCGACGCGCGACCUGUUAUUCAAACACCAAGCAGCUGAGCAGAACGACUUCUUCACCAUCAUCUGCACGAUUACGUCGCAGCCGCAGCCGCCCGCGGGGCACUGGCUCGGCCUCGGCAUCCCGCAGCGCCCUGUAGACCGCCCCACGGCUGUGGGGUGGACCGGGAGUGCAGGCGCGAGCAGCGGCGUAGGUGGAGGCACGUACGCUGCGGGUGGGCCAAAGCGCGUCGUCCCGCGCGAUCUUAUCAGCUGCGUCGGCGACAUGCUCGACGACCCUCUAUACAGCGAUGUCGAGUUCAUAAUUCCCGCGCCGAAGGGCACUGCGCCCGACGGCAAGCGUGCGCCGCCGCGCAAAAUCUACGCGAGCAAGAAGAUGCUUGCGCGCUGCGACUAUUUCGAAGCCAUGUUCCACGGGGGGUUCGGGGAAGCGGACGGCAGCCUCUCGGACGAAGACGACGGCGCGCUGAGUCCGCUGUCUGACUCGGACGCCGAGGAGGAGGCCGUAGACUUGGUUGCAGGGCCGGUGUAUACGCACCACGCGUUCACGGGCAGCGCGCCCAAGGGCGCGAACACGCCGCCCGGGACGGACGGGAAGGCGGCGGCGCGCGACGACAGCGACGACGGCGCAGACGAGGGCUCGCAGGACGCCGCGGAGAGUGCGUCCGCCCAGUCGAGCCAGAUCAUGAGCGACAAGAACGACGAGACGCAGGGGGCGGCGGGGUUCAAGCUCGCGUUCGCGGCGACGACGUCGCGCAAGCGCGUGCGCGAAGACGCGGCGGCUAUGGGGCCGCGCAAGACGCGCGUCGUCGUCCGCGACGCGGCAUGGAGCACAUGGUGGGCCGUGCUGUACUGGCUCUACACCGACGUGGUGUACUUUGCGCCGCUCACGUCGUCCUUCGGAAACCCGAAGCAGCUGGAAGAAGCCACGUCGUUUACCGAGCUGCUCAAGCCCAUCUCGCGCCGCGAGUGGAUGCAGCGGUGGCUGAACGAGCGCAGGCUCACGCACGAGUGGGGCGAGGGGCCCGUCGGCCCGCGCCCCGUCUCCGCUAAAGCCGUGUACCGGCUCGCGGACAAGCUCGACUUGCCGGCGCUCAAGCUGCGCGCGUUCCAGCACAUUAUAAGCCAGCUGACGCCGUACAAUAUCCCGACCGAGGUGUUUUCGCGCUUCUCCACCCUGUUCGACGAGGUGCGCCAGGUCGAGCUCGCGUUCUUCCUCAAGCACUGGGCCGAGAUCAAGAAGAGCGACGCGAUGAAGAAUAUUUGGUCCCAAAUCCGCAGCGGCAAGCAUGUCGGCUUCGAGGAGGUGUGGCCAAUCAUCAUGAGCAAGCUCGACUACCAGUCGACGUAAUUGUACGAGGUGUCACGCAUUGGGUCCAUAGCCACAGUUGUUUUGUACGUAUAUGCACGGUCGCGUAGUAUUUGUUUAUGCUGCU